AUGACACGUACAAGUUGUCGUUCUCCUGUGUCUCGUUUGCCUAAGCAUCGCAAACAUACGAAUAGCGUCAAAUUCGAUACACCACCAACUGAAAUGAAAAGAUGUUUGGUCAAACUGAAAAAAAUGGUGCCAACUAUUGAACGAAAUAAGAAAGUUAAUCAGCUGGAAUUAUUGCAACAUGUUAUUGAUUAUAUACAAGACUUGGAAAAAACCCUUCAAUAUCCUGAGGAUAUAUUAACAUCCGUCAACGUAUCUAAAUGUUCGAGUCCUAAGGAAAAUCAAUCACUUGUGCACCUUUAA
Messenger RNA from Schistosoma bovis, 300 nucleotides. NCBI's taxonomy places the organism in Eukaryota, Metazoa, Platyhelminthes, Trematoda, Strigeidida, Schistosomatidae. The record is from the annotation of a GenBank genome assembly.